GAGCUCAAGGCGCACGCAGAGGCGCACGGUGCGGCGCCUUUAUGGGCCGAGGCGUACCAGAACAAAGGCGCAGGUACGGGUGCCAUCGGCUUCAAGACGUCAGAAGAGGCUGAAGAGGCUCUCGCGGUCUUGAAUGGCACUGUCUUCAAGAAAGUUCAGAUCGCCACAGACCCCUGGGAUGCCAAGAGGAAGUGA
Messenger RNA from Symbiodinium sp. CCMP2456, 195 nucleotides. Lineage: Eukaryota; Dinophyceae; Suessiales; Symbiodiniaceae. The record is from the annotation of a GenBank genome assembly.